AAGGUACUACAUUUGCUAGUGUGUGAAUUACUCACACCUGCGUAACCUGGUAUUGAGAGCUUCGUCUGCAUGGUUGUGCGCAGUUCGAAAAUUCCCGGUGUGUCGUGAGAACGUGAGGAACUUCCGCUUCUUAAUUUUUCGGUUUCAUCUCGUGAUUCUGAUCGUUUGUUGGCGAUUAUUUUUGCUUGAGAAAGCUUCAGGAAAUCAGUUGUGUCCCUUAACUCGGCAUUGAACCCUUCAGAAAUCAACGAUCAGAUUUCGUUUGUUUGAAUUCUUGCGGAAAAUCCGCAGCUCUUUGGAAGUCAUUGAGAUACUGUAACAGGAAUCGACACCGAAUAUGGGCGACAGAAUGAUGAUGGAAUUAAGUGCUUUGGAUUUGAAGAGUUACACUGCGCAAGAAUUAUCUGAUGCCAUGGCACGAGCUUUGUGUCACGUGCAACAUUUGUCAGGUUUUGAACUCAUCAAGCCCUUCGAAGGCGGCACCACCAAGUUUAUCCACUUCCUUUUCAGCUUCGAAGAAUUAAUCGUGAAGGGUUUGAAAUGUGGGGCCUUGAAAUUCAUGGUGUUGAAGAAAUAUCUGAGGGGAGAAGCAUUGUACCUCGUCAAAAACAUAGGUGUACAUAAAGACGCAUACAAGGAUGCGUUAGAAAUAUUGAAGAUAGAGUACGCAUCACCGAGCAGAAUAAUCCGAGACGUGAUGAAAAAGCUCGAAGAUUUUCCCGCAAUCAAGGUGUUCGAUGAAAAAAAGUUGGAUGACCUGAAAUUCCUAGUACUUGGAAUCGCAAUGACCCUGAAUCAUUAUGAUAUGACUGCAGAUUUGAACUCAUUCUUGCUAAUGGCGCUGAUCAAAGACAAAUUACCUGCUGAGCUACACGUCGCAUGGGAUCCAUUGAUCCGGAAGAUGCUGAUACCCAAAAAGGAGAGAUACAUAUUCUUGAGCCUGAUAUACCAAGACAUAAAAAAAAAGCUCGCGAGGACUCCUGAAAUCAGGAUGUACGACCGCGUUGAGUUGAGGAACUUUUCGAAUGUGAUAGACUCAAUUGCAAGGAUUCUGAAUGAGAAUAACAUGGGUUCAGAUUAUUUUCUACUCGAGUUCUUAUGCGUAUUGAAGUACCUGCCGGUUGAUUUACGGUUGAAGUGGGUUCAGUCGAUCCGUGAAAAGGAAACGCCCGUGAAACAAACCCAACUCGAGUCUUUCGCCGCGUUUUUGCAUCAGAUUAUCCAAGAUUGGCAGGCGGUCGAUGUGGUAAUCGACGAAAAUAGAAAAUUCGAUGGAUGUUCCGCGGAUGAAACUGAAUCAGAGCCCGAGGUUAUUGCCGCUGAGGAAAAACGAUGCCUAAACUGUAAACGGAACAAUCAUGUGUUGGAAGAUUGCUUCUACUUUUUAGAGAAGUCUGCGAAAAGGCGUACCCAAAAAGCAAUCAACUUGAACCUCUGCUUCAAGUGCCUCAAACAAGGACAUACCAGCCGACGUUGCAAAGCAAAACUGGAAUCGUGUGAGAGUUGCCAUGAAAAGCAUCACGCCUUACUUCAUUGUUCUCGAGUACGACCGUAUCUUCUGGCUGACAGCUGA
Molecule: messenger RNA, 1573 nt
Organism: Notodromas monacha
Lineage: Eukaryota; Metazoa; Arthropoda; Ostracoda; Podocopida; Cyprididae
Source: the annotation of a GenBank genome assembly